AUGGAUAGUUCAAGCCGUCCUGGGGUCAUCGACCCCGAAAGUGCUCUUCUUCUUCCAUCAGGCGACUUUCUUGAUCCCGAUGGAUUGCUUGAAGAGCACACAGAGGUGGAAACGAUCCCUCGUCGCCAUUUGGGGAUCUGGUCCACCGCCUUCUUGAUUACGAAUCGAAUGAUCGGAACGGCCAUUUUCUCCACUCCAUCGGCCAUCGCUGCCAGUGUGAGAAGCGCUGGAGCCGCUCUGGCACUCUGGACGGCCGGGUUUCUGCUAUCCCUCUGUGGGCUGAUGAUUUGGCUGGAACUGGCCUCCUUGCUUCCUCGCAGCGGUGGGGAAAAAGUCUAUCUGAACGCCGCCUAUCCCCGUCCACCCUUGCUAGCAACCACCAUUUAUGCCACCCAUGUGAUUUGUCUCGGCUUCACUGGCAUUGGGAGUAUCGCGAUAGCAGAGAAUCUCCUGCUAGCAGUACAAGGCACGGCAGGUGAAUGGACGAAACGCUUUCUGGCAAUUGCCGUGAUGACGACGAUCGCCGUCUUGCACAUCAAGGCGAGUACUCUCGCGGUGCGACUAAUGAAUGUUCUGGCCUCGGCCAAGAUAGUGGUUCUGGUCUUGAUCAUCAUCACCGGCUUACGGGUCGUUGCAACGGACCAACCCAGGGACCACCGGCCGGGCGCAAGCUUCGAUCAUCCCUUUGCUGGCUCUUCCACUCGGAUUUAUGACUAUACGACCGCGUUAUUCAAGAUUCUGGCCACGUAUCAAGGAUGGUCGAAUGCCGCCUACGUCCUCGACGAGGUUCAGAAUCCACGACGCACGUUGAAAAUUGCCAGUGUCCUCGGUGUGGGCUCGGUUGGGAUUCUGUAUAUCCUAGUCAACGCGGCCUACUUUAGCGCUGCCUCCCCGGAAGAACUCAGCAAAACAGGGGUCACUGUGGUUGCGCUCUUGGUCGGGAAAGUCUGGGGAGAAACAGCGCAAUGGUGUACAGCCCUUGUGGCCGCGCUCUCGUCCUUUGGGAGUCUUCUGACCGCUUCCUUCUCCAUGUCGCGGGUUAUCCAAGCUCUGGCCCGAGAGGGUGUGUUGCCUUUUGCUCCCUUCUUUGCAAGCAGCACCUCAUCGGCAACUCCGAAGGGUGCCUUUCUCGCACUGUUCAUGGGUUCCGCCGUGAUGAUCCUCUUGGUCCCCUUCGGAGACGCAUAUAGCUUCCUCCUCGAUGUCGGUCAGUACGCAUUUGCGAUCAUAUAUCUGGCGGUAGUUGUAGGGCUCUUCAUCAUCCGCAGGCGUCUUUCCUGUCCGCAACGGACGUUUCGUGUGUGGACGAGUGUGGCUAUUAUCUUCCUGGCCACGCAGAUAUUCCUUGUGUUGUCGCCUUUCCUAAACCGUGAGCACACUAGUGACACUAGCCUUCCAUUCUGGUUGAUGCCAACGGUUGCCAUCUUGGCUCUAUCGAGUGGCUGGGCGUAUUGGUAUGGGUGGUGGGAGCUUCUCCCUCGCAUGAGAGGAUUUGUCUGGAAGAGUAAAGAGACAGUAUCAUCCGAUGGUACUCGUAUGGUGGCGUGGAUAAGACAGAGCCAUGAUGACUGA
Molecule: messenger RNA, 1572 nt
Organism: Aspergillus uvarum CBS 121591
Lineage: Eukaryota; Fungi; Ascomycota; Eurotiomycetes; Eurotiales; Aspergillaceae
Product: amino acid transporter
Exons: 3
Coding region: 1-1572 (523 amino acids)
Biological process (GO): amino acid transmembrane transport
Cellular component (GO): membrane
Molecular function (GO): L-amino acid transmembrane transporter activity
Source: RefSeq, a predicted model, not a curated record